This is a messenger RNA of Notothenia coriiceps (black rockcod), 1309 nucleotides long. Its product is annotated as EH domain-containing protein 2-like. The record is from RefSeq and is a predicted model, not a curated record. Gene Ontology annotation, molecular function: cadherin binding; GTP binding. NCBI's taxonomy places the organism in Eukaryota, Metazoa, Chordata, Actinopteri, Perciformes, Nototheniidae. Gene Ontology annotation, cellular component: perinuclear region of cytoplasm; recycling endosome membrane; endocytic vesicle. Gene Ontology annotation, biological process: protein localization to plasma membrane; cilium assembly; endocytosis. The transcript is spliced from 4 exons. Bases 374 to 1309 code for a protein of 311 amino acids.
ACCUUCUAACCUCUUACAAUGUUUUCUGAAAACGGUGUCACAUUAGAAGAAGCCUUGGACAUAUUGAGUGUUACGUAAGACUUUUAAAGCGUCCACAUCGUCUCUGCAUGAACAAUCUGCACGAGUUUUGCCAAGAUUCUCCCUCUUCGGCUACAACACAACUGAACUGCGCUCCACCCUGUCCCUCUCGACAUUGGCUUGAUGCUAGGUGCAGCUGCAGGCUCUGGUUACACCCUCUCCACCCUCUCACUGUCCCCGCUGCAGGACGGAGCACACAGCUGUGAGGUUCUGAUAAUAUUCACAUUCUUCCAUCAUUUGGUUUGGUCUUAGAAGAGCGAGCAGCUUCCACACUGAAGAGCAGAGAUUCGUCGCCAUGUCAUUACGGAGGCUUUGGAGCAACCCUAAAACUCUGGGGGAUGUCAAUGUUGUGACAGAGGAGCUGAAGAACCUUUAUUAUAAGAGGCUGAUGCCGAUUGAGAAAUACUACGCCUUCAGUCACUUUCAUUCCCCGUGCUACGAGGAUGCAGAGUUCGACAAUAAACCCAUGGUGUUGGUGAUGGGUCAGUACUCGACUGGAAAGACUACUUUCAUCAGGUAUCUCAUAGAACAAGAUUUCCUUGGCAGCAGAGUAGGACCAGAGCCAACCACGGACUGCUUCACUGCCCUCAUGCACGGCGAGGUGGAAGGCAUCAUCCCUGGAAAUGCCCUCACAGUGGACCCCAAAAAGCCCUUUCGCAACCUCGAUCCUUUUGGAAACGCUUUUCUGAACAGGUUUCAGUGCGUUCAGAUGCCAAAUAAAGUCCUGGAGAGCGUGAGCAUUAUCGACACGCCGGGCAUCUUAACUGCUGCGAGAAGAAAAAUGAGUCGAGGCUACGACUUCCCAGCAGUGCUGCGCUGGUUUGCAGAGCGUGUGGAUCGGAUCAUCCUGCUGUUUGAUGCACAUAAACUAGAGUUCUCCGAUGAGCUCACUCGGGCCUUCGGGGCGCUGUGCGGACACGAGGACAAGCUGCGUGUGGUUCUCAACAAGGCCGACAGGGUGGACUCGCAGCAGCUCAUGAGAGUGUACGGCUCCCUCAUGUGGUCGCUGGGGAAAGUGUUUAAAACCCCGGAGGUCAUGCGGGUUUAUAUCGGAUCUUUCUGGUCAGAGCCGAGGCAGGUGUGCGACCACUAUCAGCUGAUCGAGGUGGAGGAGGAGGACCUGCUGGCCGACAUCAGGAACCUGCCGCGCAAUGCUGCAGUACGCAAGCUGAAUGACCUGGUGAAGAGGGCGCGCUUAGUGAGGGUGAGAGAUCUCAUUAUUCCAUUUUAA